Molecule: messenger RNA, 2286 nt
Organism: Felis catus (domestic cat)
Lineage: Eukaryota; Metazoa; Chordata; Mammalia; Carnivora; Felidae
Gene: MISO1
Product: chromosome C2 C3orf33 homolog
Exons: 5
Coding region: 1075-1881 (268 amino acids)
Source: RefSeq, a predicted model, not a curated record
CCCCCGAAAGCAGUUGGGGACACAGCGCCCGGAGACGACGGGGUGGAAGAUAGGGCACGUGGUCCUACUGUAGGCCUUGUGUUUUAAGUGACGUGAGAGGGCACUGGAGUUCGACCAAGAAUGGGACAUCUUAGGUGUCCAGGCAAGACAAGAUUGUGGCUAAGACCCUGGGGAUGGUGUGGAUGAUUUAGGUGUGGGGUGCAAGGAGGAAUCAAGGGGGCUGCCCACUGGGUGGAUGGUGGUGAAGGUUGUUUCUGUGGAGGAGUGGGGGCCAGUGAUUUGUUGGGAAAAUUCAGAGGACCCUUUGGACAUGUGAACUUGGAGGUGGAGAUGUGUGAACUUGAAGAUGGUUAUUAGAAUUCUAAACGGAGUUGUAGAUAUUAUCUAGGCAACUUAGAUAUAGGAAUCUGGCAUUGAAGGGAGAUCGGAACUGGACAUACAACUUUAGGAAUGAACUGCCUAAAUCUUAAGUUUAAAGCUUGGAUGACAUCUUGGAGCAAGUCAGAAAAGCUGUGGAUCAAGUCCUAGAAUUCAGACAUGGGACCUGAGGAACACUGAACAUUUAGAAUAUGGGAAGUGAAAAGGAGGAGAUCAGCAAAAACUGGGAAGAAACAGUGGAGAAGGAAAACCAGGCGUUCUAGAAGUCAAGUGAAGAGAAUUUUCAGAGAGAAUGAUUGGCUUUGUUACAUCCUUCUGAGAAGUUGAGUAGGACCAUCAGCUUUGCAAAAAGCUCUGCAGCCAAGCAGCACAAGGGCCAGGGCUAUGGCUGUUUCAUUCACCCCUACAGCUCCUGUCCUCGGAGUAUUGCGUGCCAUUUACUAAGUGCUAGAUACAUAUUGGUGGCAUUAAUAAAUGAUAGAUUAAUGAAUGAAUGAAUGAUAUAGGUGUUAAUUGGCAAGGCCUGGGUUCUUCUAGUGAAGCAGAAAUUGAUGCAUGGGUCAUUUCAAAUUAAAAAAUGACUUCAACAGAUUGAGAGAGGAAACAGUUUAAAUUAGUCCACAGAUAACAUUAUUCCAAAUAUCUCAAUCACAGAAUGUAUCCUAGUGUUCAUUUUCUUUCUUUUUCCUUCUACGAAUGCAAAAUCUACAGAACAAAAAGCAUUAUGUAUUGAACAUCAGCACCGUAAUGGCCAUAGCUGGAAUAAUGUUACUUCUAAGAAGUAUUCGGAUGACAUCAAAAUUUACAAGUUCUUCAGAUAUUCCAGUAGAAUUUAUAAGAAGGAAUGUUAAACUACGUGGACGAUUACGCCGAAUAACUGAGAAUGGUUUAGAAAUUGAACAUAUUCCCAUUGCUUUACCUAUUAUAACUUCAUGGAAAAAAGAGCCAUGUGGUGUUUUGCUGGUUAAGCUGGCAGGAGUAGAACUCACUGAAACCGGGAAGGUGUGGUUACAAAAAGAGUUAAAACCUUCCCAGCUGGUAUGGUUUCAACUUCUUGCAAAGGAGAAUUCAGCACUUAUUUGCUAUCUUCUAGUGAAUAAGGGUAGAUAUUUUAGUGUGAGUCUGAAUGAAGAAAUUUUGAGAAGAGGCCUUGGCAAAACUGUUCUUGUUAAAGGGCUAGAUUAUGAUUCUAAAAUCUAUUGGACAAUUCACAGAAACUUACUUAAAGCUGAAUUAACAGCGUUAAAAAAAGGAGAAGGAAUAUGGAAGGAAGAAUAUGAAAAAGAAAGUUAUUUGGAAAAAUUGAAGGGCUCCUGGAGAGAAAUAUGGAAAAAAGACAAUUAUUUUAAAAAAAUUGGAUCAGAUUUCAAUUUGAAAAAUGAAAGUUAUUAUGACAAACUUAGAAGGACUUAUGAAACAUGGAAAGACCACAUAAAUAACUACUCCUUAAUACUGAAGUUCAGAGAACUUAUGAAUCGCAUACACUUUCGUAGAAAAGGGUGAAAUAUUCUAAGAGGCCUGGAGGUGACCUGCUCAGAAAAGAGUAAACUAUGUAAAUAUAUGGAUAUUGAGUUGAAACGGAAAUUCCUCCAAAUGAUCAAAGUUGCAUUGUAAUGGUACUUAAAUAUUUAAGAGAUGAUUAUUUUAAAUGUCAUAUCAGAAUUACUUAAGCAAAUUGUGAUUAAUAUAAUAUGCUUUUAGGAAAAAUGAAAUACUUUAUAAAGUUACCAGGGUAAAGGAUGUAUAUCUGUAAUGUUAAUAUUUGAAGACAGAGUUUAACUAUUGGACACUGUAUUAUUUUAGUUAUUUGGGGCAGCCAUAUUUAAUUUUUGUUCAACAAGAAUAUUUUGUUUACUUUUCCGGUUUUAUCAAUUUUGAUUACUUAUAAUAAAGGAACUCUAUGCAUCA